GAAAUUCAUAAGGGCGUUCUAUGCCACAUGUCGAUGCUUGCGGACGUGGUGUAAUGGUUUCAAUAUCGGGCUUCUGUAUCGCAGGCCUUGUGUCCGACUCCUGCCACCGGGCAGUUUUAAUAAGGCUUAUUUAAUUAUUUAUUACGUAAUAGUUUACUGAAAAUGACGUGUUAACAAAGUCACGAAGCCGUUUGAAGUCAGUAGGGCGAAGUUAAGGCAAACCCACGCAUUUCCCAUAAUUCCCAUGCUAGCUGAACUGCCCCGAUUGCAACUUCAGUAGACACUAGCUCCAACGUGUCCUCUAGGAAUUAUUGUGUGAAACUCUAUGCUUGGACCAAAAUUACCAUUGCCAAGCCAGACGAGCACGCUUCCUCAACGUCCAAUUGAACGCCACUGAGCGUUGCGUUCCUUCGAUUAUGAACUCCUCGCGGAUUAUGAAACGCUUGCCGCGUUUUGAUUUGGCCUUACCGAGGCGCAGUUAGAACGCACGCGAGAGGUUGCGCGGACAAGCAACGCGCGGAAAAAAAGAAAAAAAAUCACCGACGAUUACGAUGCUCCCUAUGAGCGCUGCUCUGUACGUGUUUUCAUUUCGCGAUAUAAUGAGGCAAACAAUUUGAGCGAGACAUGUAGCAGAGUCGGCACUCGUCGAAAAUGUGAUCUGCGGUUCAGGCGCGUCGGCUUUGUACACAUGAUCCGUCGAAGGUACCAGUGUGAGCGCCUGGUGCCGCUUGGCAUCCAGAAAUUACUACGCAAUUCGCGUCGCGCAUGCAAUCAGAUUACAAAACAAAUCGCAAACCAUGACAAUCGAAACAAGCGCCGAACGAGACCAAACCAAGCAAACCAAACAAGCGCGAGCAAGAGCUGACGCGAGCAGACGAUAGUGCGAAACUGACAAGUUUCGAGUACGCAUCGAGCGGUUGGGCGGGUCCGCAUGACACCACCAGUUUUCCGCGCGCACGUCACGUACUGGAGGGUCCGGUCUCAUUGGUCUCCGCCGUUCGCGGCUCGCGUCUUUCAUAUCCCGCUCCGCAUUUGCUCUUUCAUCCUUCACUGCUGCGCUCGCUCGCUUACGCCGCCGACGCCGACGCUCGCCGCAGGCACACGCCAUUAAGAUCUGCGCACUAAGACGUUGCACCAAAGGGACUAUAAUGCUUUCGCAUUCUCACACAGCACCCAGAUGGGGGCAUCAGUUGACCACGUCCGACCUGGCGUGCGCCGUGGCCACCAUCCUGUCGGCGGCCAUCGUGAUCCUGACCUCGCUCCUGCUCCUGUCUCCCGCCGUGCCAGCGGAUCACGCCGAGGUGACCGUGGUCGGAGCCUUCGGUUCUGUCACCGGGUUCGGCUCGCUGGCCGCCGGACGACACGUGUACGCCUUUCUGGGCGUGCCCUUCGCCGAGCCACCGUUGGGCAAGUUCCGCUUCCAGAAAGCCGUGCCACGACAGCACAUUGUGAUGGACGGCCGACGUCCGGGUCCCGCGUGCUACCAAGAAGGCGCCCGCAGUGCUGACGUGUCCGAGGACUGCCUGCACCUGAACAUCUGGACGCCCAAGGCGGACUGUGAUACGGCGCGGCAGCCCUCGUGCGCGAACAGGACGGUGCUGUUUUUCCUGCACGGCGGGUUCUUCCAGGCCGGCAGCAACCGGGACUACCCGCUCGACGGAAGGAUGCACGACAACACGUUCAACUACCACGCCAACGUGGAGUGGCUGGAGCAUCACGUGCACUGUGACGACAAUGCUACCACCGUCAAGUGCUUGCUGGACGUGGACGCGCAGUCGAUGUACUCCGGCGUGCUGCUGCCGCGCUUCUUCCCAUCGUUCACCGGGUUACUGCCGUACUCGUCCUUCAGGCAGAAGCAUCUCGUCCGCCUGACAGGCGUCAACGUUCUGCUUGGCCACAUGGAGGAGGAGGUGCCGUACCUGGUGUCGUACUUGCAGAGGAAAGGCGUGGUGGAAGGGCCAGUCUUCGACAGUUUGGUGCCCGGCUUGCUCCAAAACUUGGGCUUCAAUGACAGCAGCUCCGUCGUCAUCACCCAUUACUACACGAAUGGCUCAGCGGGUAACGCGAGCCACUGGGCGGGCGAGCUGCUGGCCGACGUGAUGGUCGUGUGCCCCGUGCACCACUUCGCCGACUACCUGGGCGCGUCGGGCAACAACAGCGUGCACCGGUACCUGCUGCUCAGGCGACGGCGGCGCCCCUCGACUCCGACCGCGCAGGUCGGCCCCUCCCUCGGCGCCCGAGGGACGACGCCCCGGCUGUACGCCCUCGGGCUCGUCUUCGGAGAUCCGCUGCGCCGAAACAACAGCGACGCCGAAGAGCAGGCGCUGAGCCGGCGCAUGAUCGCCCUGUGGACGGAGUUCGCCAAAAGCGGGACCGUUCCAGCCGACCUGGGCGGGAACGUCUUCAACUACACCAUAGCGAUUUCAAGUGCACCAAACACCAAAGGGAGUCCAUUUGAGUUCCGCAAAACCCAGUGUGAUUUUCUCAAGGACCACUACCUGUGAACAUUGUUUUGGAUUCAUGGGCCAUUUAUUGUCGUUCAUUUUUUUUUCUGUAUCCUAAUGUAUCGAUCUUGUGAUGCGACGACCCUUUGCACGAUGUCGUGAUGACAUCUGUCGUUUUAUUCGAAAAUAACUGUCAUAUACCUUCUUUUCA
Molecule: messenger RNA, 2655 nt
Organism: Dermacentor andersoni
Lineage: Eukaryota; Metazoa; Arthropoda; Arachnida; Ixodida; Ixodidae
Product: acetylcholinesterase-like
Biological process (GO): acetylcholine catabolic process; choline metabolic process
Cellular component (GO): plasma membrane
Molecular function (GO): acetylcholinesterase activity
Source: RefSeq, a predicted model, not a curated record